AUGCUGUUAUAUCUGUUAUCACUCACUGUCACAUUUUGUGCUUUGACUAAUGCUCAAAGUGGCAUCAGUUAUAAUCAAGGUAGAGCCAGUUACAUGGAUGCCGGUCAAUUACAUAUGAUAAGUGGAUCAGUCACCAAUCAAUCUAAACAAGAUGUGCUCUAUUCACAUCUACUUAUUCAGUUAGCCGCUAAUGCGAAAGCACCUCGAUCAGCAAUUUCGUCAUGGUAUCAAGUAUACGAACGAACUUUAUCAACUCUUGCUUGGAUUGUGUCGUCCUCUGCAAAAUUCACACCAUUUACUCCGAGCACUGACCGCGUUUCUCUCAAAUCUGUUAUCACAACAUCGUUAGCCAACCGAAUCAAUCCUGAAUUACAGAAUAUCUUAAGUCGUAGUUUCGAAAGAUUCCAACAAAUGAAAGCGGAUGAUCCUGUAAUUGUAGAAUUCACCAAAGAUUCAAGUGAUGGCAAUACUUAUAACAUUCAGGUGCAGAUAGUCGAUGAAAAAGCCGGUGAUUUGUCUGUUCUCCAAUUGUAUGUAACACUGACAACUUCAGAAAGUAUUGGCAACGAUAUCUUCUUGCUACAUGAAUUUGCUAAAAACGCAGCGAACAUUCAGAUCGCAUAUGAAAGUAUUACGUUGAAUAGCGAUCUUUAUGCAACUAUUCGUCAAAGUGUGAUUAACAAACUCGGACCAGAACGAAUUGCUCGUUACAUUUCGAGAGUAUUUGAUGAUGGAUCGAUGAUAUUUUAA
Messenger RNA from Adineta ricciae, 750 nucleotides. The record is from the annotation of a GenBank genome assembly. Lineage: Eukaryota; Metazoa; Rotifera; Eurotatoria; Adinetida; Adinetidae.